Molecule: messenger RNA, 888 nt
Organism: Phaeoacremonium minimum UCRPA7
Lineage: Eukaryota; Fungi; Ascomycota; Sordariomycetes; Togniniales; Togniniaceae
Product: putative short chain dehydrogenase reductase family protein
Exons: 1
Coding region: 1-888 (295 amino acids)
Source: RefSeq, a predicted model, not a curated record
AUGGCUGAGACACACCAUUUCGAUGUCAACAAACUGUUCGGCGUCCAGGGCUUUGUUUGUGUAGUGACUGGAGGGGGGACAGGCAUUGGCCUAAUGGCUACGCAGGCCCUUGCCGCAAAUGGAGCCAAAGUCUAUAUCACGGGACGUCGAAUGGAAGCUCUGGAGAACGCAGCGAAGAGUCACGAGCCAAGCCAUGGUGGGCAGAUCAUCCCCGUCGGGCCCUGCGACGUGCGCAAGAAGGACGAUCUUGAGAAACUCGUCAAGGAAAUCCAGAGCAAAGAAAAGUUCAUCAACCUGCUGGUCUGCAAUGCUGGUGUCGCUGGACCCAAGGCUGAGCCAGAAGAAAGCGAUGCUGAAGAUCUAAAGCAGAAGCUAUGGGAGAAUGAGAGCGUGGACGAAUGGCAGAGCACCUUCGAGACGGAUGUCACAUCCGUAUAUUUCACAGCCGUCGCGUUCCUGCCGCUCCUUCAGGGCGGCAUUGAGCCCGAAGGCCCAUUAAACCGAUUUUCUCCAAGCAUCAUCACAAUCUCCUCCAUGUCCGGGCUAAUGCGGCAUGCUCAAGGCCACUUCGCCUACAACGCCGCGAAGGGAGCCACGGUCCAUCUCAGCAAAUUGAUGUCCGCUGAAUUCCAACAGACCGGCAUCCGGGUUAACAGCAUCGCGCCAGGAUAUUUCCCCUCUGAAAUGACGACAAAGAGCUCGGAUGAGAAACAGAAGUCUCACCUGCCUCCAGAGAAGAUCGAGGAGAAGGGGCACGUGCCAGCAAUGAGAGGUGGUCGCGACGAGGAGAUGGGAAUGACGGUUUUGUACCUAGCCAAGAAUGAAUAUGUCAAUGGCGAGAUUAUUGCUGUCGACGGAGGCGUAUUGAACGUCGUCUCAGGGAGGUAA